Mesitornis unicolor (brown roatelo) is the source of this 369-nucleotide messenger RNA. Its product is annotated as probable palmitoyltransferase ZDHHC14. The transcript has 3 exons. Gene Ontology annotation, biological process: peptidyl-L-cysteine S-palmitoylation; protein targeting to membrane. The record is from RefSeq and is a predicted model, not a curated record. Gene Ontology annotation, cellular component: Golgi apparatus; endoplasmic reticulum. The annotation marks the transcript as partial. NCBI's taxonomy places the organism in Eukaryota, Metazoa, Chordata, Aves, Mesitornithiformes, Mesitornithidae. Gene Ontology annotation, molecular function: protein-cysteine S-palmitoyltransferase activity.
AUAUUGCAAAUGGCUCCAGUUCAGGAGGAUACCGCCCCCCUCCCAGAACAAAAGAAGUGAUCAUCAAUGGCCAGACAGUGAAACUAAAAUACUGUUUUACUUGCAAGAUUUUUCGCCCACCUCGUGCCUCACAUUGCAGCCUUUGUGAUAACUGCGUAGAACGGUUUGAUCACCACUGUCCCUGGGUAGGCAACUGUGUGGGGAAAAGAAACUACAGAUUUUUUUAUAUGUUUAUUUUAUCUCUGUCCUUUCUGACAGUCUUUAUAUUUGCAUUCGUUAUCACCCACGUCAUCCUUCGUUCUCAACAAACAGGGUUCCUCAAUGCCCUGAAGGACAGUCCUGCAAGAUAUCCUUUUGCUGAAAUAAAUU